Messenger RNA from Pipistrellus nathusii (Nathusius's pipistrelle), 2184 nucleotides. Lineage: Eukaryota; Metazoa; Chordata; Mammalia; Chiroptera; Vespertilionidae. The record is from the annotation of a GenBank genome assembly.
AUGUUAAGGAUUCCUGUGAGAAGGGCCUUAGUAGGCCUUUCUAAGUCUCCUAAAGAAUAUGUUCGAACAACUGCCACAGCAGCAAGCAACUUAAUUGAAGUAUUUGUUGAUGGCCAACCUGUCAUGGUGGAACCAGGAACUACUGUCCUCCAAGCUUGUGAGAAGGUUGGCAUGCAGAUCCCUCGAUUCUGUUAUCAUGAAAGGCUGUCAAUUGCUGGAAACUGCAGGAUGUGCCUUGUUGAAAUUGAGAAAGCUCCUAAGGUUGUAGCUGCUUGUGCCAUGCCAGUAAUGAAAGGUUGGAAUAUCUUGACAAACUCAGAGAAAUCUAGAAAAGCCAGGGAAGGUGUGAUGGAGUUCUUAUUGGCAAAUCACCCAUUGGACUGCCCUAUUUGUGAUCAGGGAGGCGAAUGUGAUCUGCAGGACCAGUCCAUGAUGUUUGGAAGUGAUAGGAGCCGGUUUUUAGAGGGGAAACGUGCUGUGGAGGACAAGAACAUUGGGCCGUUGGUAAAGACCAUUAUGACUAGAUGUAUACAAUGUACUCGCUGCAUUAGGUUUGCAAGUGAGAUUGCAGGAGUAGAUGAUUUGGGAACAACAGGCAGAGGAAAUGAUAUGCAAGUUGGCACUUACAUUGAAAAGAUGUUUAUGUCUGAGCUGUCUGGGAAUAUCAUUGAUAUCUGCCCUGUAGGUGCCCUGACAUCUAAGCCCUAUGCCUUCACUGCCCGGCCUUGGGAAACAAGAAAGACAGAGUCUAUUGACGUAAUGGAUGCAGUUGGAAGUAAUAUUGUGGUAAGCACAAGGACUGGAGAGGUGAUGAGAAUUUUGCCAAGAAUGCAUGAGGACAUUAAUGAAGAGUGGAUCUCUGAUAAAACCAGAUUUGCCUAUGAUGGGCUAAAACGUCAAAGACUUACCGAGCCGAUGGUCAGAAAUGAAAGAGGGCUUUUAACCUAUACCUCCUGGGAGGAUGCACUCUCUCGUGUAGCCGGAAUGUUGCAGACUUUUAAAGGCAAAGAUGUAGCAGCAAUUGCAGGUGGCUUGGUGGAUGCUGAAGCCCUAGUAGCUCUCAAAGAUUUGCUUAAUAGAGUGGACUCUGACACCCUGUGCACUGAAGAGGUCUUCCCCACGGCAGGAGCUGGCACAGAUUUGCGUUCCAAUUAUCUUCUUAAUACUACAAUUGCUGGUGUGGAAGAGGCAGAUGUUGUCCUUCUGGUUGGUACAAAUCCACGUUUUGAGGCACCACUAUUUAAUGCUAGAAUUCGAAAGAGCUGGCUUCAUAAUGACUUAAAAGUGGCCCUUAUAGGCAGCCAAGUGGAUCUCACUUACAGAUACGACCAUCUGGGAGAUUCUCCCCAAAUUCUUCAAAACAUUGCUUCGGGUACCCAUCCAUUCAGCCAGGUCCUAAAGGAAGCUAAAAAACCUAUGGUGGUUUUAGGUAGUUCUGCUCUCCAAAGAAAUGAUGGGGCAGCAAUUCUUGCAGCUGUUUCCAGUAUUGCUCAAAAGAUUCGGAUGAGCAGUGGUGUUGCCGGUGAUUGGAAAGUUAUGAAUAUCCUUCAUAGGAUUGCCAGCCAAGUAGCUGCUUUAGACCUGGGCUAUAAGCCUGGGGUGGAAGCAAUUCGAAAGAACCCUCCCAAAGUGUUGUUUCUCCUGGGAGCAGAUGGAGGCUGUAUCACUCGACAGGAUUUGCCAAAGGAUUGUUUCAUUAUUUAUCAAGGACAUCAUGGUGAUGUUGGAGCUCCAAUAGCUGAUGUUAUUCUCCCAGGAGCAGCUUACACAGAGAAGUCUGCUACUUAUGUGAAUACCGAGGGCCGAGCUCAGCAGACUAAAGUAGCAGUGACACCUCCUGGCUUGGCGAGAGAAGACUGGAAAAUCUUAAGAGCCCUCUCAGAGAUUGCAGGCAUAACUCUUCCAUAUGAUACUCUGGAUCAAGUAAGGAACAGAUUGGAAGAAGUCUCUCCUAAUCUUGUUCGAUAUGAUGAUGUUGAAGGAGCUAAUUAUUUCCAGCAAGCAAGUGAGCUCUCCAAGCUAGUGAACCAGCAACUACUUGCUGAUCCUCUUGUUCCACCUCAACUAACAAUAAAAGACUUCUAUAUGACAGAUUCAAUCAGCAGAGCCUCACAGACAAUGGCCAAAUGUGUUAAAGCUGUCACAGAGGGAGCCCAGGCAGUAGAGGAACCAUCCAUAUGCUGA